AAGACACAAAUUUCAUCGCAAAAUGGACGUGAGAUGUACCUAUGUCGAAGCGUCUCAUCGAGGCGAGCACAUGCAUCUUUCGCCAGGCUGAGAUGGUCCGCCAGUGACUUCCGAUGGCUUCGAACUCCUCAUCCAAGAAGAGCAAACUUCCACUCCACGAGCAGACAUCGAGACGACUCCGGCCGUGUAUCAUCACUCUUGGCUGAUACUCUACCGUCAUAUCUCGUUCCUCCGGUCGUCUUCACUGGCUUACUGGUGGCACUAUGGACCUACAAAGCCUUCAUGACGGUCAUCGGCCAGAACAAGAUCAUCUAUAUGCCGUACAUGCCACCUUUCACCCGCAGUGAGGAGAUGGCGGACUACACGAACCUGUGCAAACCGGUCGAGUGGCGGCAUGGGAAGAUUCGGUCGCUCGAUGGUACCAAGUUGUCUAUCUGUGUCGGUGAGAUUCCUCCGGCAGUUCAAGGACCGGCUGCGGUCGCGAGGAGAAAAUCGAGACACAUUGUGAUUGUGCACUUCCAUGGAAAUGGUGGGUCUCUGCCGCCACGUCUGCCGCUCAUGUCGAGAUUCUUGAAGGCCAUCCGGCAACAGGCCGACACCGCCGGUGCGGGAGUGAAGUUGACAAUGGUCGCUCUGUCACCGAGAGGCUAUUGGAAGUCGUCAGGCCGUGCUUCGCAGAAGGGCAUUGAACGGGAUGCCCAAGCCCUGCUGCGCUGGAUCCCGAGCCAUCUGAAGUUCGAUGAUGAAUGCGAAUUGGAACUCAUACUCUGGGGACAAUCGCUCGGCGCUGGCGUUGCGACAACAGCUACUGCAACAUAUUUGACCGAGGCUCACAGCACUGCCUCAAUGCCUACCAUUCUGGGAUUGCUCCUCGAAACCCCGUUCACAAGUAUCGAGUCAAUGCUUUUGACUCUCUACCCGCAGAAAUGGCUGCCUUAUCGACACUUGCAUCCGUUCCUCUGGAACCACUGGGACAGUAGGCAGGCACUAGCGACGAUCGGAAAACACUUCACUUCGCCAGGCAAAGCUUCAAAGGCACCCAAAGUGCUUCUCAUGAUCGCGGAGAAGGACGAGGUUGUACCAGCCGAGGAAGGAAAGAAACUCGAAGAGGCAUGCGAGCAGGCAGGGCUUGAUUGGCAGCGGAAGGAUGCGGCAGGAGCAUUGCAUGUCGACGCUCUGGCGAAGAGUCAGGGCAGAGAUCAAGCCGUGCAAUGGAUUCUUGAAGUCGUGGAAGCAAAACGGGUGUCGAACACAGGCUCGUGA
Molecule: messenger RNA, 1263 nt
Organism: Zymoseptoria tritici IPO323
Lineage: Eukaryota; Fungi; Ascomycota; Dothideomycetes; Mycosphaerellales; Mycosphaerellaceae
Exons: 1
Coding region: 34-1263 (409 amino acids)
Cellular component (GO): membrane
Molecular function (GO): palmitoyl-(protein) hydrolase activity
Source: RefSeq, a predicted model, not a curated record